Cucurbita maxima (winter squash) is the source of this 1355-nucleotide messenger RNA. Its product is annotated as phospholipase A1-Ialpha2, chloroplastic-like. The transcript has 2 exons. The record is from RefSeq and is a predicted model, not a curated record. Gene Ontology annotation, biological process: jasmonic acid biosynthetic process. Gene Ontology annotation, cellular component: chloroplast. NCBI's taxonomy places the organism in Eukaryota, Viridiplantae, Streptophyta, Magnoliopsida, Cucurbitales, Cucurbitaceae. Bases 41 to 1336 code for a protein of 431 amino acids. Gene Ontology annotation, molecular function: glycerophospholipid phospholipase A1 activity.
UCGGUCCCCUGUUCUUUUUGUUUCCAUUUAAGCCCCUCCCAUGGCGCAUACAACUUUGAAGCUCAAUUCAAUUCCCAACCACUUCACGUUUUCCGACACAAUUCGCUCCAAUUCUCACUCCUUCGGCCAAGUUUCGCUCCCGAAAAGAUCCGAUAAUGUUUCUUCUUCUUCUUCUACCGCCGCCAUGGUUCACAAGAACGCCGGUUUCACAAGCUUAUGGCGUCAGAUUCAUGGGUGCAAUAACUGGGAAGAUCUCGUGGAACCUAAUCUUCAUCCACUUUUACGGCGGGAAGUUAUCCGGUACGGCGAGUUUGUGGCGGCGUGUUAUAAAGCCUUUGAUCUUGAUCCAAACUCCAAACGGUAUUUAACUUGCAAAUUUGGAAAGAAGAAUUUGUUUAAGGAAGUAGGGUUGGAGAAUUCCGGUUAUGAAGUGUCCAAAUACAUCUAUGCUACCCCUCCCUUCAUCCAUAUUCCUCCCAUCCAAAACUCCCCACCCGCUUGCGGACGGUGGAUCGGCUACGUCGCCGUCUCCUCCGAUUAUAUGAGUAAGAGACUCGGUCGACGAGACAUUGUUAUCACUUUCCGAGGUACCGUAACGAUCCCUGAAUGGAUUGCGAUUCUAACGAGCUCCCUCACACCUGCGCACCUCGACUGUUACAGUUAUCGGCCCGAUGUCAAGGUCGUAUCUGGGUUUCUAACGCUCUACACAUGCGAGGAAAAGUGCACGAAAUUCGGGCUCGAGAGCUGCCGGGAGCAGCUGCUCUCGGAAGUGUCGAGGCUAUUAAACAAGUACAAGAAUGAAGAGGUGAGUAUAACCAUGGCAGGGCAUAGUAUGGGAAGUGCAUUAGGCGUUCUUCUAGCAUAUGACAUAGCUGAGCUAGGAUUGAACAAGAGAACAAACAAAGAAGCUGUUCCAAUUUCAGUGUUUUCCUUUGGAGGUCCAAAAGUUGGGAAUUUAAGCUUCAAAGAAAGAUGCGAAGAAUUGGGAGUAAAAGUUUUGAGAAUCGUGAACGUGAACGACCCGAUCACAAAGAUGCCAGGCGUUUUGUUCAAUAGUUAUAAACACGUUGGAGUUGAAUUGGUUCUUGAGUUCUUCAACAUGCAAAACCCUUCUUGGGUUCAUGAUUUGGAGACUUAUAUUAGCUUGUUAAGAUACCCGAAAGAUGACGACGAUAGCGACAACAGCGACGGCGACGACGACGGCUAUGACGAUAGGAGACGAAAAAUUAUCAUUGUAAUCAACAAAGCUAUGGAGUUUUUGUGUAGCAAUGCUCAGAACUUGAACAUGUUUCAAUGGAGAAAUCCACAGAAUUGGUUGAGUCAAUCACAAAAUUAGGUAUAUAAUAAUCAAAACU